Messenger RNA from Miniopterus natalensis, 1424 nucleotides. Lineage: Eukaryota; Metazoa; Chordata; Mammalia; Chiroptera; Miniopteridae. The record is from RefSeq and is a predicted model, not a curated record.
GAUCGGGCAGCGGCUGUUUAGGGUGCAUUGGAUAUCCUGGGUUUCCUAACGAGAACUGUGCGCCCUGCAAAUUGGGGGUUCUUUACCUCGGGGAAGGGCAACUCUUCGUUUAGUGCUCACCUCCUGUGGGUGAGAGGACUCUCCCCGGAGGUCUGCGCGGACUGAGCGCUCUGGCCUCAAUGGGGCCGCGGCUUCCCCUCCUGGUGGCGGCCCUGGCCAGCUGCCUGCUUCCUGCCCUGGGUUGUAUCCUGUGUGAUAAAAAGGUCUUGGAAGAGCUAAAAUCCUUGGAGAAGGAAUACCUGCCUACACACCUGAGGGCUGAUCAGCACAGAAGACUGAUGGCUAGGGUAAACUUCACCUUGAAGGAUUUCACCAAUCUGCCGAUAAAUGAGGAUUCCUAUUUGGGGGUCAUCGAUGAGCCCACACUGGAAAAGGCAUCCUGGAGUUUGCUGAAGGAACUGAGACGCAUCAAGGACAGUAACGUAACAGGUGAGCUCUUUGUGAAGGAGCUGUUUUGGAUGUUGAAACAGCAAAAAGAUGUCUUUGCCAGAUUCAUGGCUCUGUUCUUAAAAGAGAAUUUUUGUCCCAACAAAUGUGGUACCAUGGUACAGACCAUGAUCUGGUGCCCUAACUGCAAGAAGGAGCUUCACCCUUGUCCGAAGGGUUCGGAGUGCCCAAGUCGCAAAGUCAAUGUCCAUGAAAUGGAGGACAUGAUCCUGGACUGUGAGCUCAACUGGCAUAAAGCCUCUGCAGCCCUGACCGAUUACAGCUUUUAUAGGGUUUGGAGCAACAAGACUCAGACCUUGGAGUACAAGGGGAAAGGACCCACCCUAGUCAAGACCAUGGUGGAGCCAAAGGAUGAAGGCGUCUAUCUCUGCAAGCUGGGAACCACGAUUGGCGUCACAGCCACGGCCAUCCGUUUUCACGUCAAAGUGUUGCCCAAAAGAACCGUGGAGGAGAAGUCAUCAGACAUGGAUGAUGACAUAGGCCUGGAUGACACAACGUGGUAUCCCAUCCAGCCGACCAGCCAGCCAAUGACAUCCGCUCCCACUGUGGAGAAUAUGCUGAAAAGCCUCCUGGUCGGGCUGCUGAUCUGGGGCUUUGUGGUGCUGAUGGCCAGCAUCGUCAUCGUGAUAUUUUGCUAUUGGUCUGAGAAGAAUCCUGGAUACUUCAUUGAUUCCUUAAAGGCCUGGUACCACACUGCCAAGGAAGCUGCCAAGAGAAUUGCCAUGGGAGCUGCCAAGGGAGCUGCCAAGGGAGCUGCCAAGGAAGCUGCUGAGGGGGCUGCCAAGGAAGCUGCCCAGGAAGCUGCUGAGGGGGCUGCCAAGGAAGCUGCCAAGGAACCUACCAAAGCAUCUGCCAAGGAAGCUGAUCAUAGACCCCAGGUUCCAGAGGAAAAGACCAAAAAACCUAGGCACCAAUAA